Molecule: messenger RNA, 4197 nt
Organism: Coregonus clupeaformis (lake whitefish)
Lineage: Eukaryota; Metazoa; Chordata; Actinopteri; Salmoniformes; Salmonidae
Product: importin subunit alpha-6
Exons: 14
Coding region: 101-1714 (537 amino acids)
Biological process (GO): NLS-bearing protein import into nucleus
Cellular component (GO): nucleoplasm; cytoplasm; nucleus
Molecular function (GO): nuclear import signal receptor activity; protein binding
Source: RefSeq, a predicted model, not a curated record
UACAAGACGCCAUAUUGCUCUCAGCUGGACUCGGGAGGUUGCGUAAAGGAACUAAUAAUACCUAGCUACACCUAGGCGUUUCUGACAUUAUUCAUCUUAAAUGGACGAGAUGGCAAGCCCAGGGAAUGACCGAAUGAAGAGUUACAAGAACAAAGCGCUGAACCCACAGGAGAUGCGCCGGAGGAGAGAGGAGGAGGGGAUCCAACUCCGCAAACAGAAGAGAGAAGAGCAGCUGUUCAAGAGGAGGAAUGUGUGUGUGCCCUCGGGCGAUGAGUCCAUGUUGGAAUGCCCUAUCCAGGACCCUGACAUCAGCUCCACUGCACCAGUCUCAGGUGAAGGUGUCAUAACUCCAGACAUGAUCCAGAUGAUCUUCUCUGAGGAUCCAGACCAGCAGCUGAUCGCCACACAGAAAUUCAGGAAAUUACUCUCCAAAGAGCCCAACCCUCCCAUCGAUGAGGUCAUCCUCACCCCAGGGGUCGUCAAUAAGUUUGUGGAGUUCCUCAAGAGGAGUGAGAACUGCACUCUUCAGUUUGAGGCAGCCUGGGCCCUGACCAACAUUGCCUCGGGGACCUUCCUGCACACCAAGGUGGUUAUCGAGACCGGAGCAGUGCCCAUCUUCAUCGAGCUGCUCAACUCGGACUACGAGGAUGUCCAGGAGCAGGCCGUGUGGGCCCUGGGGAACAUCGCCGGGGAUAACGCAGAGUGCAGAGACUACGUUCUCAACUGUGGCAUCCUGCCCUCCCUACAACAGCUGCUGGCUAAAUCCAACCGUCUCACCACAACUAGAAAUGCUGUAUGGGCUCUGUCUAACUUGUGUAGAGGGAAGAACCCCCCUCCAGACUUCGCCAAGGUGUCUCCCUGUCUGAGUGUGCUGUCCAGGCUGCUGUUCAGUAGUGACCCAGACGUGUUGGCUGAUGCCUGCUGGGCCCUCUCCUACCUGUCUGACGGACCCAAUGACAAGAUACAGACUGUCAUCGACUCUGGGGUCUGCCGCAGACUGGUGGAGCUACUCAUGCACAGUGACUAUAAGGUGGUCUCUCCUGCACUACGUGCUGUGGGCAACAUAGUGACAGGAGAUGACAUUCAGACUCAGGUGAUUCUGAACUGCUCGGCGCUGCCCUGCCUAUUACACCUGCUCAGCAGUCCCAAGGAGUCCAUCAAGAAGGAGGCCUGCUGGACUGUGUCUAACAUUACAGCUGGAAACCGAGCACAGAUCCAGACGGUGAUAGAUGCCAACAUCUUCCCAGUCCUGAUAGAGAUUCUUCAGAAGGCAGAGUUCCGCACCAGGAAGGAAGCAGCGUGGGCUAUAACCAACGCUACCUCUGGGGGCACUCCUGAGCAGAUCAGGUACCUGGUUAGUCUGAACACCAUCAAGCCCAUGUGUGACCUGCUGACAGUGAUGGACAGUAAGAUAGUGCAGGUGUCUCUGAACGGCCUGGAGAACAUCCUGAGACUGGGAGAGCAGGAGGCCAAGCAGAACGGCACCGGCAUCAACCCUUACUGUGCCCUUAUAGAGGAAGCCUAUGGUCUGGACAAGAUAGAGUUCCUGCAGAGCCAUGAAAACCAGGAGAUCUACCAGAAGGCUUUUGACCUGAUCGAGCACUACUUUGGUGUGGAGGAGGAGGACGCUAGCAUCGCCCCUCAGGUGGACCAGAACCAAGGCCAGUUCAUCUUCCAGCAGCAGGACGGGCCCAUGGAGGGCUUCCAGCUCUAACCACACCCUGACCUUUGACCUUCACCCCUCUGAGUAUCUACUACCCCCGCCCCAGAGAUUCCAGCCUCCGUAGGGCUGUUUAGAACUGAACUGAUGACACUACCCCAUCUCUCCUCUCUCACUGGACCCACCAGCUCCACCUCUCUCUCCAAAUCUUCAUCUCCUGCAAGGCUAGCCUUGCCCUGCCACACCACCCUAUCUGGAGAGAGAGAGUGAGCACGAGACGGAGAGACUGACUGACUGAAAGACUGACUGACUGAGGACAGCUCAUUCUCAGUGUUUGAGACUUGUCCCCAGCUUCCUGGAGCUGUAUGGAGCAUUUGGGUUGUUUCUUUCUGUUGUAGACAAUACAGUCUGUGCAGUGGCAAGCCUCCUAACAUGGUAGGCAUAUGAAAGAAAGAGUUGGCUGAUAUUUUGUCUUACUCCCUAAAUGUAUUUUUAUUUUAUUAUAAUUAUUUUCUGUGAUAUUAUUAUAAUAAUACAUUAUUAUUAUUAUUACAAUGACACUGGUGUCUCAAUCACCCUCCAUAUCUCCUUUUUAAAUGUGAAACUACCUCUUCAGUCUUCAAAAAGAAAACAAAAGAUAUGAACAUAUGAAGCAUUUGACUGAGGAUUCUCUGGAUUUCACCAGAUAGUCCAAGUAAAACUAUCCCUACUAGUGUCCUGAAGAGGUUUAGUGACUGUAUCAGCUCAUUUCCUAACUUGUUGUACCUUUUGACCAGAGCUGAGAGAACGCUAGGCUACAGACGGCCUACUGUUUUCGCUCGAAGAUGUACAUUGUGUCAUGAUGGUAAUGAUGAUGUGUGUAUUUCAGUGACAUAUUAUUUUUGAAGUUGGAAAGCAGCUGCACAUCUCUUUCUCUGCACAUCUCUUUCUCUGGGGUCUCUCCUAUGUUGAAGAUGGACUAUGGUUGACCUGGAGAUGCCUAAUCUUAUUUAUUCUGUUGAAAUAUCUUUCUGCUCAUUUGAGGGAGAGAUGGUAAAAAACUGUAAUUAUUAUUAUCUGCUGCUCGCCACUGCUUAGCCCUGGCUGCAAUAUUAACGUUAGAAUAACAUUCAGGACACCAGUUGCAUCAAACUGACUGCAGUAAUGUAGAUACAUAGUGUUGGAUGGCACUGCAUGUAACUUGCUGCAUUAGUCAGCAUAGCGUUCAGCCAGGCUUAUGCUUAUCUGUAACAACUUUCCGGUAGGAUUGGGACAACGUUAGGGUAACGUUGAGGAGUGUUCUGCUUGUGUGAGUGCUCCUUAUUGAAGCGCUGCCAGCCAGCCACAAGUACAGGGCCAGAUGGGUUAGGUUCAGUGACUAGCGUCUUUGUGAUGCAGUGUCUGUCUGUAACAAUCUCCAGGUGAAUAAAAACCCAGGCUCUCAGAGUUCUUUUGUAGUUGUUGUUUUUUCCUUCAUCUCACCAUGAGUUAUUAUGAUAUCAUGACUUAUUUGUUUUUCCUGCAGUCUUUUUGUUUUAUCAGUGGUGGUUAACCAUGCAUUGGACUUACUUAACGCUAUUGGACGUUGAUAGAAAAUGCUCAGUUGAACUCGAGUUGCUCUGUAUAUUAUAUAUACAUGUAAUAAAUUAUAUGGGGGAAAAAAUACCUACUAAUUGGAAGGGGUGAUUUAUUAAAUGCAGUAUAAUGUGUUUUCUGACAGAUAUGCUGUGGUGUUGUACUUAUGGUUGAGUCUUUGCACACUUAUCUGUUGCUGCUUUAUUCUGAUCUUCUGUUGGUCAUGUUUGUCUCCUCUGGUUCCCCUCACCUUUAGAACUGCUUCUAGAAUGUUUUGUUUAGAACAGCUUCUAGAAAACUGAUUUAAUUGUUUAUUAAAAAUGAUAUGAACUCUUGAUUGGUGGAGGAAACCCAAACUGGCUAUAGGCUCAGCAGUUCAUGCUGAGCCGUUAAGUGUGUGACCACAAGCACAGUAUUUCAGCAUUCUACUUUUCUUUUAGUUUUAAUCUCAUCACUCCUGAAACCUGGCUCUUUACUUUUGGCAUGUUAUGUUUUUGAAAAUUGUAGAUUCUGUAUACAUUUUGAGUACCAUAUUAAUUGAUCCAAGGACUUAAAUUAUAUAUAUUUACGUGAGAUGGAAACUGUUUGUAAUGCUACAUUUUGUCAUGCACAUUAAAAAUUGUGUAUAGUUUUCUAAUAUUUCUCAUGUUUGUACGAUUGGAUGAUAUGUUUUAUGUUGAUUUAUUUCUCCCCCAUUUGGGAAUUUUUUUCAUUUUGGCUUUGAUACAGAGGCUAUAAGGACUUCUGGGGUAUUCUGUCCAGAAUCCUCUAGUGUAGGUGAUUACCGGAUGAUGCCGCCAUUGUGGUUCUCUUUACUUUAACCCAAUGGACCACAGAGGGCUGUGUGUGAAGCUGGACUAAACAGCUCCUCUCUGUGUUACUCAUGGAGCUGUUGUCUGGCUCUCCUUUGAGGAAUUAAUGUCGACUUGACUAAAAUAAUGAAAUAAAAUGAUCUGUUACACAAGGCCUCUUGUCGGCUGGAA